CUUUCUUUAUUUGAAAUUUUUAUAAUUACGAGUGGAACUAGUGUGAAAAUAAGCUGUGUAGUGUCGAAAAUAAUAACUACUGCUUUUUAUCUUAGCUGGAACAAACGCUGAAAAUGGGAGCGGACAUUAAACAAAUCUUUGGUCAUUUUCAAUAAUUUAUUUCUUAUAUUUUGUGAUAUAAUUUUUAGUAUUAGUCUUCUAUCAUCAUAUGAUUGUUGCAUAAUGUCUUUUAUUUAUUAUAGGAAAUUUAGUACUAAAGGAUAGUUAGUGUUAUGGAGUAGGUUAGUUUUUUAUGGUUCAGUAGAUUCAGUACUAAAAAUGAGUAUUCAAGUAUGUAGGGAUCCCUCCGACGCUGUGGCUUUGUAUUUGCCUCAGCGUCUAUAUUUAAAAUCCUUCGCAAAGCUUAAUAUUUCUGUCCAGCUCCCUACCCACAAGGUUCACGGCAAAUCCAUUUCAAAUUGGGAUCUGAUGGAGAAAUUACGGAAGAUGAUCCAACCUGAUUCGUUUUCCGUGUUAAAAGUGACGAAGCACAGUUCUGAAGUGAUACGAUUCGAAGCAGAGUUAGAAAAUCGUGAAAAAUUAGAUAGAGUAUCAUCAAGACUCGAAGAUCGUAUUGUGCAAUUAAAUGAUUAUCCGGAUCCGCUGAAAGUGAAAGUAACAGAAGCUAAAUCGGAUUUUCCAAGUCGGCAUGUAUGGGAUUCUUUUUUUCGCGAUGCCACUGAUAUGGAUGAGAUGAAGCCUGGUGAGAGGCCUGAUACAGUACAUAUUGCUAACUUACCCAUCAGGUGGUUUGUCCAUGAAAGAGAUCUAAAUGAAGAUUCUCCACCCUCUGAAAACCUUUUCAAGAAAGUGUUUGAAAAGUUUGGUGCAAUAAGGCAAGUAGACGUUCCUGCAGCUGACCCGUUUAGGAUGCAAAUGAAAUCUUCAAUGAGGGGAAUAACUGUGCCACCUCAAGAUUCUCAGGUAUAUUUUGAGGGUUACAUUCAGUUCAGUGAAUAUGUCAGUUUCGUCCGUUGUAUGGACGCACUGCGAGGGCGAAAGUUAUUAAGAAAAAGAGAUGACAUAGCUGAGUGGUGCAAUAUUCAUGUGGACUUUGACAAAAGUAAGCACAUGACUGAUGCGGCUGUAAAACGUAGAUCUAUUGUACGUGAAAGGUUAGUGGCACGGCAAAAUGCUAAAGAAGAGGAAGAGCGAAAGGAAAAGGAAAGAAUUUCUAAGCGAGAAGCAAAAGAAAGACAAAAGUAUGAGCGCACUGAGCUUGAGAAGCUAGAGAAAAUGAGAGAAAGAGAAGAGAGACGUAAGAAGAAACAACUUGCUAAGUUGAUGGAAAGAGACAAUGUCGAUUUAAACAGCCGUGUUGCUGAAGAAAGGCGAAAACUUUUAAAAGAACAGAAGAAACUUCAAGCUAUAAGAUUGCUUGAAGAACUUUUCAAAAGAAUUGAGCUACGUCCGGAUUUGCGGCCCAACGGGCAGAAACCGGAGCGGUACUACGCGGCGGGCGAGAGGAGCGCGCGGGCUCGCAUAGUGGACCGCUUGAAACAACAACAGGAGGAUGUGCUCGAUGCACAGAGGAACUACCUCAAGAGUGCCCUAGAUGGGCGUAUAGUGAUUCGAUCUGCAUUGGAAACGAAGAAGCCAAAGCGUAAUUCGUCGUUGAGUUCUGAUUCCUCGAUGGAGGAGGCCAGGCACAAGAGGAUCAAGUCCGAGAGACUCACCACGCCAGAGCGGGACAUGCACUAUAAAGGUGAGACACUUAAUAUAUAUAUUAAAAUGUUCUUUGCUGAAUGGGUUUUGUGUUAUGUAACCUUAUAUAUAUUUACAUGGUGGCCUAAAUAUGAAAAAAGAACCUAG
Molecule: messenger RNA, 1851 nt
Organism: Diatraea saccharalis (sugarcane borer)
Lineage: Eukaryota; Metazoa; Arthropoda; Insecta; Lepidoptera; Crambidae
Source: the annotation of a GenBank genome assembly